AUGUCUGCUUCCGACGAAAUCGUGUGGCAGGUCAUCAAUCAGCAAUUUUGCUCCUUCAAGCUCAAGCUUCCCACGAAGAAUCAGAAUUUCUGUCGCAACGAAUACAACGUUACUGGCCUCUGCAACCGUCAGUCGUGCCCUCUCGCAAAUUCCCGCUAUGCCACGAUCCGCGCCCACCCCGAAACGGGCGCACUCUACCUCUACAUAAAGACUAUUGAACGGUCGCACCAGCCGAACCGCUGGUGGGAGCGCAUCAAGCUUUCCUCCAACUACGCCAAGGCUCUCGAACAGGUCGACCAGCGCCUUAUCUACUGGCCAAAGUACCUUGUACACAAGAACAAGCAACGUCUCACUCGUCUGACUCAAGUCCGUAUCCGUUCGCAACGUCUGGCCAAGGAGCAGGAACGCCUCGGAGAGACACUCGUGCCCAAGCUUGCCCCGAAGGUCCGACGCCGUGAGGAAACGCGCGAGCGCAAGGCUGCUGCCGCCGCCAAGGUCGAGCGCGCGAUCGAGAGAGAGCUCAUUGAGCGCCUGAGGAGCGGUGCAUACGGCGAGCAGCCCCUGAACGUCGAUGAAGCGGUCUGGAAGAAGGUAUUGAAGGGGUUGGAGCGCGGCGGCGAGGGCGAAAGGGAUGAGGAUUUGGACGAAGGCAUCGAAGAGGAACUGGAGGAGGAGAUGGAGAACGAAGAAGGUGUCGGAGACGUUGAAUACGUUAGCGACAUUGAGGGCAGCGAGUCUGAGGACGAAGAUCUCGGCGACCUGGAGGACUGGAUUGGCGACGACUCCGGCGAAGACGAUGAGUCUGAGGAAGCAAGUGAUGAAGAUGAAGACGACAGUGAGGGCAGCAGUGAGGAGGAGGACGAAGAAGAGGAGGAUGUGGAGAAGCUGAGGAAGGCUCUCGCCAAUAUGAAGAGGAAACGGGGUCCGGAGCCUGCGCCCAAGUCUAACAAGAAGAAGUCGUCUAAGGGCCCUAAGCGGGAGAUCGAGUACGAAUAUGAACACGAGCCCGCGCCUCGCCAGACCAUCCGCGCGUAG
Molecule: messenger RNA, 1035 nt
Organism: Lasiodiplodia theobromae
Lineage: Eukaryota; Fungi; Ascomycota; Dothideomycetes; Botryosphaeriales; Botryosphaeriaceae
Product: Ribosomal large subunit biogenesis protein
Exons: 4
Coding region: 1-1035 (344 amino acids)
Biological process (GO): maturation of 5.8S rRNA; maturation of LSU-rRNA
Cellular component (GO): nucleolus; preribosome, large subunit precursor
Source: RefSeq, a predicted model, not a curated record